Ilyonectria robusta is the source of this 1698-nucleotide messenger RNA. RefSeq lists its product as uncharacterized. The coding region runs from base 1 to 1698 and encodes 565 amino acids. The transcript is spliced from 5 exons. The record is from RefSeq and is a predicted model, not a curated record. Lineage: Eukaryota; Fungi; Ascomycota; Sordariomycetes; Hypocreales; Nectriaceae.
AUGGCGGAGUCAGACUCGACAGAGGCCAAUGCCAAGCCUCAGGCGAACCUCAACGUCCUCGGCGUCUUUUGGAUCGUGUUUGCCCUCUCCUGGACCAUGAUCGUCGCAGGCGGCAUGCUCUUUCUGUGGCGUCGUCGCGACAUGCCCAUAUUGAGGAUUCGAGGCCUACCGCUAUCUUUCCUCGCUAUCACAUUGCUCCAUCUCUACUGGGGCGCCGUCCAGACCGGGUAUGUCUGGUUCCCUCUCGCUGCACCCGAGGUCGAGUACUGGAUCAUGAGCAUCUACCUUCCCUGCGGUAUAGCUCUAUUCCACGCCUCCAACAGCCGAUUUCUCUAUGUCGCCAAGGCCCAGAAGGAACUCUUCGCUUCAGACUCUGCCUCGAUCAAGACCAAGCCUGCCAAGUCCAAGUUCUUGUUCUGCCGCUUUCGAUCUCUCAACUACACCAGAAAGAUUCUCGUGCUUGUGGGAGCGGGCAUGAUCUUUCAGCUCUUGCUUACAAUCUUCAUGUACCUUAUUUCGAGAAAGUUCCAUCCUCUCUUUGGCAUCCCGGGCACCGAGGUUACAGGAACGGAAGACGUUCAGAAGUCUAAAAUGCGCAGAGGCUGGGAAUGGUGGCCAUCUGUCUUUUGGCAGUUCUUCUGGGCAUGGAUAGUCGCUCCCUACAUUCUCUGGCAAGCUCGUGGAAUCAAUGAUACCCAGGGAUGGAGGACCCAAACUAUUGCUUGCUGCCUUUCGAGUCUUCAUGCUACCCCUCUGUGGCUUAUUGCCUUAUAUGUCCCUCCUAUGUCUGCCGUCGAUAACUUCUGGAUUCCUCCUCAAUGGAUUGCCCUCUCGAUCAUGAUGCUCGAGAUCUUCACCAUCUUCCUUCCCUGUUGGGAGGUCUUCAGAUACCUGGCUCUGCGCCGAGAGGCCCUCGAGUCAAUCGCUCAAUGGCAACUCAAUAGGAAUGUCGGUAAGGCCUCAAGGUCAAUUACCACAGCCUCCACAUCGGCGGCUGGCUCAUUUUUGACCGCGUGGUCGAAGGAUGGCUCCACUACGAGCGGCUCCACCGCGAGCGGCUCCACCACGAGCGGCUCUGGCGUGAGUAUCCUCACCAUGGAGGCUCUCGAGUAUAUCCUUGAGCGCAACCCUGGGCCUCUUCAGCAAUUCUCUGCCCUCAGGGAUUUCUCUGGAGAGAACAUCGCCUUCCUAAGAGCCGUUGCUGAGUGGAAGUCUUCGCUUCCUCCGGCAGUUCUCGACCCAAAGAAACUUAAGGAUAACGACGACGUCCAGGAACUUGUCCGCGAACGAUUCAACAGCGCUCUCCGAAUCUACAUCGACUUCAUCAGCUCUCGGGAUGCCAAAUUCCAAAUCAAUCUUUCCUCUCAAGACCUCAAGAGGCUUGAGUGUAUUUUCGAGUCGUCCGCCCGCGUUCUCUAUGGCGACAAGCACGAGGUUAAUCCGGCUACGCCCUUUGACUCCUUUCCUAUGACUAGUGUCAGGCGGCCUUCUGCGUCAUCUCACGGUUCUGAGACUGGUAUCAUAACCGGGUCGAUUAAUGACACGGAAGUCAUCAGAGACAAGACCCUAUACUGGGGUGAUAUCCCCGACGGCUUUGAUGUCACUGUCUUCCAUGACGCUGAAGCAAGCAUCAAAUACCUUGUCUUUACUAACACUUGGCCGAAGUUUGUUAAAGAUCAACAAUAUCAUCGUUCGUAA